Messenger RNA from Wallemia mellicola CBS 633.66, 2937 nucleotides. Its product is annotated as MFS general substrate transporter. NCBI's taxonomy places the organism in Eukaryota, Fungi, Basidiomycota, Wallemiomycetes, Wallemiales, Wallemiaceae. Gene Ontology annotation, molecular function: transmembrane transporter activity. The record is from RefSeq and is a predicted model, not a curated record. Gene Ontology annotation, biological process: transmembrane transport. The transcript is spliced from 11 exons. The coding region runs from base 1375 to 2853 and encodes 492 amino acids.
GUAUUUAAAUCUAAUCUGUGUUAGAUGGGCGUUUUAGUAUAUGCGCUACUUACUUCUCGAAGAAGAAUUUCUCCUGGAAGAAAUAGUUGAAGAGGAAGCCAAAGAUGCUACCGACAGCAAUAGAAGCAUAGACAAAUCCAACAGUACCCUGAUUCAUGCCAUAAUUGUCGCUGUAGAGCGUCAGGAAGACGUGCGUAAUAGAUGCGAUGAAGGAAUAGAAGAUUGCCCAAGCAUAACCGAUAAAGGCUGAGAAACCUAUGACAAUAGGUUCUUGAACUAAAUAAGUGAGUGGUCUGAGUAAACUAUCAUGUAAAAGCUCCUUCUUGGUCGGCUUAUAAACUUCUGCAUGCGCACGUAUGGUUUGAUCGCCGGUCAAUUUGCGUAUCUUACGUGCUUUCUUCUUCAUAAUAACAUUUAAGCGUGUCUCUUUUACGAAGAAUAUCAUUACAAUGCCCCACGCGGCUGUGACUAGACAUUGAAUUAAUUGAACCCAUCUCCAGCCACCCUGGCCAUUGCUUCCCGCAAUAGUCAGAGAUGUACGCAUAGGUACAAAAGAGUAGACCAUUGGCGUCACACCUGUACUGAACAUAGUCGAUAAAGCGAACAUCGACAUGUAGAUACCUCUCUCAUGACUUGCAUAUAAAUCCGAGAUGGUUCCAGCAACCAUAGUAGAACCAGACGAGGCAGCCAAGCCCUGUAUAAGUCUAGAUAUAAUGAUACCGUUGAUGCUGCUACAUAGUCCGAUGGGGAGGAACAUAACAGUGUAAAUCACGAAUGUUAUUCCGUACAUCCAAUUCCGACCGAGUUCUUCAGAUGCUCCAGCAAAGAAGAUGGGCGCAACUGCAAAACCUACGACGAAAGUCGCCAAGGCUGUAGUACCCAGUUGUUCUGUGGUGCCUAAAUCCGAGACCAUAGAAUUCAAACCAACGGCGAAUGAAGACGAAGCACCUGAAACUAAAAUACAAAAUCCUAUAGUGGCCAUCAUGACUUUUAAUUUCCGAGACUGUGGCCAACGCUGUGGGUCGUCUGCGUCGUCAAUUUCAAGCCAUUUGAACUGGUCUUUUUCCUCGGUUUCUUGUAAACCAUUAAUAGUACUGCUUCUACUAAAUGCAGGACUAUUAGUACUCCUCCCACUAUCCAUAAUUGACUGUCUAAAAAAGCGCGAAAUGAUCGUUAAGGUAAUCCGAUUAGAUAAUCAGUGAUAGUUUAAAAUAUUCCAACUCUGUUUAGGAAAAUUGAAAUAUUUGCACUUUGAUCUUUAAUAGAUCGGCUAUUGUUACAAAUUAAGCCUCUUGACUACUUAACUCGGGUAAAUGAGUCAUUCUAGUUUUAUAAUCAUACAGGUCGGUUCAAAGAUACCACGAUCAUCAACUCAUGCCUAAAGAAGAUGGCGACGUUAUCUGGGUAACUUUAGAAGAGCACGAGAACCCUUACAAAUGGUCAAAACCGAGGAAAUAUUUCACUACAUUAGCGCUUUGCGGAUUCUCAUUCCUGGUCAGCGGGGCUUCAAGUGGUUAUGCAGCUCCUGGCGCCGAAUCUGAUCUUGUUGACAAACUGAAUACUUCCUCAACUUUAUUUGAGCUCGGAUUAGGUAUCUACGUUAUUGGAUAUGCAUUAGGACCAUUGUUUUUGGCACCUUUCUCUGAGAUCGUGGGAAGAUACAAAGUAUACGUCGUCAGUUACUUUGUUUUUAUGUGCAUGUUUAUCACUAUUUCCUUGUCACCAACUAUAACGGGAGUUGUAUUGGGUAGACUGAUUAGUGGACUUGCUGCAUCAACAGGAUCAACACUGGUUGGAGGAUCUAUUGCCGAUAUUUUUGAUGAUGGAAGUAGGGGGAUUCCUAUGUCAUUAUUCUCAAUGUCUGCUUUACAGGGGGCUGGUAUAUUCCCGCUUUGUUUCUCAUGGAUGAUGGACAAAGGCUUAGGUUACCAAUGGAUCGAGUACGUGGAACUCAUUGCUGCUUUCAUAUGGUUCUUCUUCAUUAUUUUUAUGGGAGAGACGCGUGGAUCUGCGAUCCUCAAUAAUAAGGCUAAAAAACUCCGUAAGAAAACUGGUGAUUCGAGAUACAUCGCCAAGACUGAGUUGAAUAAGCCAACUAUUAGAGAAUUAGUAACUGUCUCACUCACAAGACCACUCUGGAUCUUGUGUACGGAACCAAUAGUUAUUUUCUUUAGUUUCUGGAUGGGUUUCGCAUGGUUUAUUUUCUAUUCUAUCAUCUCUUCAAUUGGACACAUCUUCCAAACGCAACGUGAUUGGUCCGCAGGCUCGAUUGGGUUGUUAUAUAUCACAUUCGUCCUGGGAUUAGGACUUGGUGGUAUCGCUAACUUCUUCUUGCAAGAGCGCAUGUACCAGAAGAAAAAGACACCAGAGGCAAGACUGUAUCUUGCUAUGGUAGGUGGUGUUUGUCUACCAAUAGGUUGUUUUAUCUAUGCCUGGACAUCCUAUCCACACGUCCAUUGGAUGGGUCAAUGCGUUGGAUUGACUAUCAUUUUGUUCGCUAUUUACAUCAUCUACAAUACUGCAUUUGCCUACAUGAGCGACGCCUAUAGAUUAUACGCUUCCUCUGCCAUUUCAGCACAGAAUGUUUUCAGAAAUAUUCUUGGAGGAACAACACCACUACACAUCACCAAGUGGUACAAUGCAACGGGUUAUAAUUGGACGAGUUGCAUCAUCGCAAUUAUUGCGGCCGUUCUUGGUGUCGUUCCUUUCAUCCUCUUUAAAUACGGUGAAAAGAUUCGUCAAAAGUCACAAUUCAGCCAAUCUAUCUCUGCAUACGAGGAGCAAGAAAGAACAAUGCUUGGAUUGGAUGAAACCAGCUCGUUUGACAAACCUGCUAAACUUGAAACCUCAUAGAUUGCAUGUAUCAUCAUGAUCCCUCAAUGUAUUUCUUUACAUCCACGAUAUUGUUACAAUAAUAUAUUAUAGAUCUUCUCUUGC